Molecule: messenger RNA, 4505 nt
Organism: Oncorhynchus masou masou (cherry salmon)
Lineage: Eukaryota; Metazoa; Chordata; Actinopteri; Salmoniformes; Salmonidae
Product: GTPase HRas
Exons: 6
Coding region: 312-881 (189 amino acids)
Biological process (GO): Ras protein signal transduction
Cellular component (GO): plasma membrane
Molecular function (GO): GTP binding; GTPase activity; GDP binding
Source: RefSeq, a predicted model, not a curated record
UCCAACAGACUUGACUUCAUCCUCUCGGUCUUCGAAGCACAUUGUGCGCUAUGACUUAACCUCGCGUACAACAUUGAACGAAUGCUGUAAAAAUUGGGCUGAAAAGUAUGAGUUCUGGAAUAAUAACAUAUUUAUGUUGUCGAACACUGUUGUGAGACAUUCGUUGAGAAAACGGGCCUACCAUUUGUAUUUCUAUUCUUGGAACACUCAGAAGCUACUGAGUUGAAACAUUGUUUCCAGUAGACCAAGUCACGCUCCUGAUUAUUGAGUAGAGCUCUGCUUGUUCAGUGUGUGUGUGGGGAGCAGUGAGGAUGACUGAGUACAAGUUGGUGGUGGUGGGGGCUGGAGGUGUGGGGAAGAGUGCACUCACCAUCCAGCUCAUCCAGAACCACUUUGUGGAUGAAUACGACCCCACCAUAGAGGACUCAUACAGGAAGCAGGUGGUGAUUGAUGGGGAGACAUGUCUGCUGGACAUCCUGGACACUGCAGGUCAGGAGGAGUACAGCGCUAUGAGGGACCAGUACAUGAGGACAGGGGAGGGCUUCCUCUGUGUCUUCGCCAUCAACAACACCAAGUCCUUUGAGGACAUCCACCAGUACAGGGAACAGAUCAAGCGUGUGAAAGACUCUGACGACGUGCCCAUGGUCCUGGUGGGUAAUAAAUGUGACCUCCCAUCGCGUACCGUGGACACGCGGCAAGCACAGGAACUGGCCCGCAGCUACGGAAUUCCCUACAUCGAGACCUCUGCCAAGACACGACAGGGGGUAGAGGACGCCUUCUACACGCUAGUGAGAGAGAUCAGGCAGCACAAGCUGAGGAAGCUCAACCCUCCGGACGAGAGUGGACAGGACUGCAUGAGCUGCCGCUGUGUGGUGUCAUGAUGGAGGUUACCAGUUCGGGGUGAGGAGUGGACCUAGUGGCAGAAUGGACUUAAAGAAUGAUGGUGGAGGAUGAAACAACAACUAACGUUGAAACUGGAGUACAGUCUAAGAAAAGCAGACCAGGCUGACUGUACCAUAGACAUUUGGGAGAGGGGGAUCUUGCCCCUGCCAGGCCAGGCCAUACCAGGCUAGACUAGGCUGUCUGUUCCCUCUUUGAGUCCAUCUGCCAGAGCAACACCACUAAUGACUGUUUCUCACCAGUGAUCAUGCUGGGCAGCUCCAAUGAGUUCCUGCUAAGUUAUUGUUUUACAGUCUCAACACUGGUCUUAAAGGGGGGCGUCACCAAUCCAAUCCCUGGUGAGUCCCCUUCACCAACACCUCAAAACCCUGAUUUUACAUUUGACCCCCUGGAAAGACUGGACAGUAGUAGCCUAAAUCCCCAUCCCUAAUUUAACCUCCCCUAGCCUCCUUGUUCCUCUCUAGAGGGGCUCUGCAGUAACCUCAUUAUUACGGAUACAAGUAUGGGGAUGGAGCAUGACAAAAGACACGCCAGAUAGGAUUUCUUUUUUUACGGUUAGUCUAGCUGUCAAACCUAACUUUCUUUUUUUUACAGUUAGUCUAGCUGUCAAACCUAACUUUCUUUUUUUUACAGUUAGUCUAGCUGUCAAACCUAACUUUCUUUUUUUUACGGUUAGUCUAGCUGUCAAACCGAACUUUCUUUUGUUUUUUAACAGACUUUUUUGUGAUCGAAGGUUUUGAAGGUGAUCAUACUCGGCACUAUAAAGUAAGCCAGGAUGUUUAUUUUGUGUGAUGGGCUGUUGCUAUUUUAAGACCUGUCACCGUGAGGAAGUCCUUAUUCGGGGCCCUUACGUGGGCAUGGCUGUGGAUCAGACCGAUGGAUGGACUCAUUUUCCCAGAGUGCCAUUGCCUUCCCCCACAGAAGUCUGUGUGCGCACAUGUCAGUGUGCUAAAGAGUUCUCUUCGUGGAGUAAUAUAGUACUAGAUAUUGUAGGUUCUGGUGCAAUAGGAAUGUUUACUGUCUUACUAGGUUUAAGAAUUGGGAAUAAACCAUCUCUCAUCCCUAUUUAUUAUUUGCUUGUAUUUCUUGGGUGGAGAAGGGAGGGGUACAUGAGUGAUGUUUUACUUGCUGUUGCCUUCAAGGUUUGGCUGAAUGAUAGUUGGAAGGAUGAGAGACUAACGUCAUUCCUUGGUCCAUGCAGUGCCAUUAUUUACCAUGGGAUGGUUAUGUAGUGAAAGAUUAUUCUUGCACAGCCUUUCAGGGAAGUGGAACAAAAUACCCUUUGAGAUUGUGCUAUUUUAAGACACUGGUGGCAUCCAUUUAUUUCCUAUUCCUUUGCUUAGACAACAGUAUGUUGUUUAGUAUAGUUUUUGACAUUUCUAGAUUGCAAGUAUCGGUCCUCACUGUGUUUUUAAGGCUCAGGAAACGGGAAUGUCUAGAAAUGUCUCGCCUUUAUCUUAUGUUCCAGGAUGAAAUCUGUGAAAUUGAAAUUCUAAUGCACAAGACCUGCCUUAAAUUACUGGUAAUAUGUGGGAUAAAACUGUUUUGGCCUCAUAAAAUAACCUUCUCUCUCAUUCUACUCGCUACUGCCUCCUCAGUUGGAUCUUUGGUUCCCUGAGAAGAUAAUUUAAUUCAAGCUGGUCAUGUACGAGCCAACUUCAUUUGCAAGAAAAGUCAGAGGAAAAUGUUCUUCACUUUAGGAGUUCGCUUGUGAUAUUUCUCAAUUACAUUUGAAUCAUUUAGCAGACGCUCUUAUCCAGAUAUGUCUGGAUAUUGAAUGGUGUAGAUAGACCUACCUUUUGCGCUCUCUACAACACUAACCGCAGCAUAGGGCUGCCAAUACAAAUGAACACUGCUUGGUCCUGUUUAACUUGCCUUACUAUUUGUUAGCUAGUACUUCAUGCCUUAGAGUAGUAAGUUUGCCUGAAGCAGGUGUUUGUGGUAGUCUGUCUGCUUUCCUCUGUGGAUAACUGUUGUGAAUCACUGGUGGUGAUUUGGAGAUCUCCUCCUUCUGGGAUUUGUUUAUCUUUCCCUUGACUAACAGACAUGAGGAAAAACGAACUCUGAAACAGUCCAACCAGAUGAGAUUCUGUACAGCAUGCCCCGUCUGAUUAGCAUGCCCCGUCUGUACGGCGUGCCCCGUCUGUACGGCGUGCCCCGUCUGUACGGCGUGCCCCGUCUGUACGGCGUGCCCCGUCUGUACGGCGUGCCCCGUCUGAUUAGCUAAUGGUUUUUGUGUGUGUUAGUCCAAACUAAGUUUGCCAUAAUUAAUCUUAAUUCAAUAAGUGUUCUUUUUACCUUAAGAGCCACUGGCUUUUUAUCUCCCCCUCCUGUUUUUGAAGGUACUUACCCCCACAGUUCAGCCACAGUGACUCAUAUACUGUAGUACAUUGUGAUGCCUCAUUAGACUUCAGUCAACACCUUGACCUCUUGUCUAGAAGAUAGACCUUAACAUUGGAAAAUAAUCACUUUAUUCUGUCGCUAGAAAUGCUUAAUUUCACUGACUUUUUGCUGCUAUCAUACAUGUGAGUGGUGCUCCUUAGUAUACGUACAGUACGCGCUCUUGUAUGUGGUUUUCCAGGAGCUGCCCCCCUCCAACAAACACUCUUCUGAAUUACCCUAUCUUACCUGAAUACAAUUAUACCAGUUGGCAUGUAAGAGAUUUUUUUGACCUGCUCCCUCCACCACAAGGGUCCUGCAGUCAGACAAUACUCCAAGAUCUCACCUUUCCUGGGUUGCUACCCUUCAUAUGUUGGACCCAGGGGAUGAAGGGGUCUGAAUAUGAAGACACUGCACACAGGCUUGACCGUUACCUCUGACAACAGCCACUAUACCUCUUCUGGCUCUGUCUGGGUGGAACACCUCUACUGUGUUGUGUGGACCACAGAUUAUAUUCUGGAGCUCUGAGGGAUUCAGGGAUGAUGUUAGUCUUGUGUGUGUUUUAUUCUCAAUUUAUUGUUGAUUUUGGGGUCUUAACUGUGAAAGUGUUUUUAACAGAAAAUAUGAUUUGUGUUGUAUUAGUAUAGGGCACUCCAUAACCAUAAAGUAAAGAUACUCUGUACCUUGAAAAAUAAAUAGCCAAUCUUAAACAAAUGUAGAUCUUUGUCCCCAUAAUGAUCUACUGUGUAAUGUUAAACAAAUCAGACCUGCUAUGUAACUUGUUUAUCAAGUAGACCUCUGGUGUUAGAUGUGAACUGUACAGUUGUCUGAACUAUAGUUGGCUGUUAUAUUCUACAUCUCACACAAUGUCCCUUGUCUGUCUAUACUCUGUGCUUUGACUGACUGGCAGUUAUGAGCACACAUCUAAAGGUAAAUGCUUAGAAAUUGGACAUCAGUUGUCAUUGAGGAAUACAAGGCCAGCAGGCCAUGUCUGAAGGGAGGGGAGACUUUUUUGGGGUCAAAAACAUGGACAUUGGGGGGGUUUCCCCAAGGACUGAAACCAAAAAUGGCUUGCUUCUCCCUUGUAAAACUGUAGUGUGAACAUGUGAGAGAGGAUGUGGGUUUGGAAGUUUGAUUGUGAAAAUAAACUAUUUAAGAUGUAUUUACUCUUUAACAAAAUGGCAAAUGUGCAGCAGGGCAGGAAUAAAGGUGUCAAGAUGAACUUA